This is a messenger RNA of Nezara viridula (southern green stink bug), 938 nucleotides long. The record is from the annotation of a GenBank genome assembly. NCBI's taxonomy places the organism in Eukaryota, Metazoa, Arthropoda, Insecta, Hemiptera, Pentatomidae.
AUGGCUAAACUAAACUCAGAUUGUAUGGAUUUAGAAUCCAUUGCUCUUCUGUCAACUGCCAAAAUUCUUUCUGUUGAUGACUUUCUUUCAGCAGAUGUUGAUAAAAUUGUAAUGAAUUCCAAAUUGACUGCAGAGGAAGCUUUGCAGUUAAAACAUACUUUGACCAACAAAUAUUCAAGUUCCCUGCUAGUGCUUGGGACCUAUUCAGUAUAGAAGAUAAUUUGUUCUUAAAAACUCAUAUUGAGGGACUUGAUAAAAUAUUGUCUGGUGGAAUUUUAAAGGGGUCCAUUUUGGAACUUUGUGGCCCAUCUGGAUGUGGAAAAACUCAGAUUUGUCAUUCUUUAGCUGUGAACUGUGCUAUUAGUUCUGUAAUUGUGGAUUUCAUUGAUACCAAAGGAGAUUUUUCUGCUUCUCGGUGUAACAUUUUGCUUCCAGAUGGUUUGAAGGAUGAGGAAAUGGAUGAUAUUCUUGAUCGUAUUAAGGUAUAUUCCACACGAAAUAUUUAUGAACUAAUAUCUGUUUUGGAAAAAAUCCAUAUUAAUUUAAAAAGAGAUAAUGAAAGAAAGGAUAAACUUCUUGUCAUAGAUUCUAUAACUCUUCCUUAUCUUCCAUUUAUCGGUGUUCCUUCAAGUAAGGGUAUCAGCAUUAUUAAUUACAUUGCUUCCAUUUUAAAGCAAAUGGCAACGGAAUAUAAUAUUGUUGUUGUGGUUACAAACCUUGGAGUUAUAUUUAAUGAAAAUGAAGAAGAGCAAGUUGGGGCUAAUAUUCAGGAAGUCAAACCAUUAAUGGGUAAAUAUUGGCAACAUAUUCCAAAUACUAGGAUGGUAAUUACUCGUGAUGCAGAUACUGUUGAAAGAACGGUAAUUAUACAAAAAAGUGAUUACUUAGCAGUAAAUACAAGUACGACUAUAACUAUAUCUAGAACUGGUGUUUCAUGA